CGUAGUCGAGGCGAUCUAUCAGAAGGAAUUAAAUCUUUUAUACUUACAAAGAGGCGAGUGAAUAAGUAUAAUCAUGCUCGUCAAAAAAAACAUAAUGGAUCUCUCACGUCCUUCCCUUCUCUCACGUCCAACUCUUAGGGGAGGACAACUACGCCAGAUAAUUUCCAUGCACAACUCGAAAAACUGAAAUGACGUUGAUGAGUAGAAGGUAAAAAUGGUAAGUGGGGAGAAUUAACACGACUACUUAAGUAAAGGGAACAGGUAGACCGCCAGCAGAGUUAACCAUAACAAGUCUUCAACUUGUAGGAGGCCCGUGUUCUACUCACUCAUACUUAUAAUUAAAGACCAGAACUCAGGGAGUACUUAAGUAUACCACCUCUGGGGUCUGAGAUCAGAAGUCUUGCACCAGUUACCGGACUACUCGCCUAUCUCUUAGUUAGAUCUAGAUGUUAUUUCUGUUUUUCGAUUAGCAGAGAGGAUGAUCUAUCAGAAGGAAUAUUCUAACUGCUAUUUUUAUAGAGGCGCUCAAAAUAGCACUAUGCUCGUGGAAAUAAAUAAGGUAAAGAUCAUCUCUCUCGUACAUGGGAGGGAACAAUAGAUACAAAAAAGCAAGAACAUCAGGAACCAUCGAAUUGAACAGGAAACCUUGAAUCAGGAAUCUUUGAUGAGAUCAAUUCAUGGAUAAAAAGUUACAGUCUGUCUUGCGUAGCCGGCAGAGGCACGACUGCUGUGACACGGCCACGAUAGCCUACAUGAGAGGUCGCCGACGUCGCCCAUGCAUCUGUGUCUGUAAGUGACUGCGAGUGCGAGUCCUAAAUAUGGGAUUAGAAAAGUAACCAUGGAUUUUGUCAGGCCGACUGAAU
Messenger RNA from Amoebophrya sp. A25, 863 nucleotides. NCBI's taxonomy places the organism in Eukaryota, Dinophyceae, Syndiniales, Amoebophryaceae. The record is from the annotation of a GenBank genome assembly.